AAAUGGAAAAAAAUAAAAUAAUUUUUCAAUCCGAGUAAAAUAUUUAAAACUAAAAAAUAUUAAAUAAACAAAUACAUUUAUUAUAUUCAAGGCAAUUGUGCAAAUAUCAAGAAAUCGAGAAACUUUCUCAAGUUUGUGACUUUGUGAAAAAUAUUAGUGCAAAAAUAAGGAGGAAGGAAGUACAAGAAUAUUACGCAUGCAAAAAAAAAAAACGCAUCGAUAAAGGACUAAAAAUAAUUACAUUUACAUUACAUUACUACAGUUAAAGAGUUAAAAAAGUUAAAGAGAAAAGAAAACUAGUGUAAACGAAAAAUUAACAUACUGAAAUAAUAAAAGUGCAUUUCUAUACUUACAAACGUCCUUUCUCAUACAUACAGUCUGCAAAAAAAACAACGCCUGUUUUGACGGCAUAAAUAAUCCUGGAUUUUAUCGUUGGUUAAUAGGAUCAUUUUUAUAAAAAUAAAUUAUUGAUUCAACUCAACUUUGUUGAUAUCUUCUGCAUUCAAUCCUUGGCAAAACGGCAACAAUAACGUUUCCCAAGCAGAAAAACCAUCAAAGGAAGCGGUCUUCGAAAGAUCCUCCUAUGUACGUUAAUACGGGUGGGGGUGGGAAGACGCAGCAGCAGCAGCCGUUACAAAAUCAAACAAACGCAUCAGUUCGUCAUAAUAACCCAUACCAACAUUCGAUUACCCACACACAACAACAACAACAGCCGCAUUAUGAGCAUCACCAAGGACCUGUUACAUUUCUUACAUAUCCAAUCUGUAAUGUUACUUCAGCACCUCAUGGCAAUGCAGGUGGUAAUGGUGUUAGUGUUGGCGGCGGACAAGCUGGACAUGUCCUCUUUCAGGCUUCACAUCAACCACAAUCACAGCCACAUCCCGCACAACAGCAGGUCGGAUUACACAAUGCUGAACACCCAUUGCACUAUUUUACAAAAAGUGUUCCUUUGCCGCCACAUCACCUGCAUCAUCCAUCGCAGCAGCAUUCUCAAAUAAGAAAUAUGAUAGCAGCCGCAUCCCAUCAGCGUCAGCCAUUUGUGGUAUCCCCCAACUAUUUUACUUUAUCACAUGCUAUAUUGCCACAACAAACGCGUGCACCUCUCCUCACAAAUGCUGCUCCUCAACAUGCUGUGGCAGCGGCCAGUGGUGGUUCUGUACCAACACAACUCCAAAAUACUACGCCCAGAAGUGUAGCUCCUAGUGGACCAACGGCGUAUGUUCCCCCACCAUACUGCACGCCACCACUACUGUUGGGUGCUGCACCAACGCCCGUUACGCCACAACCAGCACCUAUGUUAACAGCAGGUAAUGGAAUGGGACAACCGCCAACUCUACAAGCGUACGGCCACAUGAGCGGAGGAAUACCAACCGGAUCACCUUCAUCCGCACCAUUAAAUAUGCAAGCUGUUGGAUUAGGAGUGGGAGUGGGAGUUUCAUCAAACACUGAACACAGUACGAACACAAAACAACGAAAACAUGCAAUACCAAUUAUAAAUCCUGAUACCAUGGAAAUUGUUACAUUUGAACAUUUGGCUGAGGUUCAAACCCAACCGCAAAUUCAAACAAAAAGUGAAAUAAUUGUAGAAUCAGUUUCAAUACAAACUGACAAUGACAAGUCUUUAACUGCCUCGGUAGCAAGUGAUCCGUCGGAUGUUGUGCUACCAACACGUUGUUCGCAGUCGAUCUCUGCAACAGACACUGAUAAAAUCGAACAUCAAUUGCAAUCUGAAGAAGAUAAUUAUGAUGUAGUCAAGCACACCAGUGAUUUGGCAAUAGAAACAACCACAACGGUCCCUGUAGCUAACACCCCCACACAAUCAUUGCAUUCUGGUAGUGAAUCCCUAAAAGUAGUAGUUUACGAAGAUCCCAAUGACACAGAUGCCGACACUAACGAACACGAGUUGGACAACGAAGACGAUGUUAUUGAUACAACCGAUGGAAAUAUGUCUAUAGCGUGUUUUGAUCAGGAAUUACCAGUGAGUCUUCAACCAAUAGAGCAACAGCCCGAAGAAAUGCCUGCUACCGAUUUAUUUGUAAUGCAUACAGGAGAAUCUGAUACUGAUCUUUCAGUUGAAACAGAGGUCAAAUCAAAAGAUGAACCUUGCACAAUAUCGGUACCAACUUCCUUAGAAAGAAAAGAUGAAGUGCAAACCAAAGAAAUUCAACAAGACUUGCAGCCUUCAGUUUCUUCUUUUGUUGCCAGCGAGCCAAAAAGAGGAGGAGGAGGUGGUCGUAAAAAUAAAAAAGCGAAACGCAAAGAAAAAUUCCAAAAGAAAUUAAAGCAGCAGCAAAACAAAUCCAUCAGUACAUCCACACAGCAUGAUGAAAAUUGCACUACUACUAUUUCAAAGACUAUUGGCUCUGGUAAUAAAACUAGCGAAUUGAAAAACGAAUCCGAAGAAGAACCCCAACAUACAUUUAUUCGUUACUCUUUGGAGGAGCUUAAAGCUUUUGCCAAAUCACCCGAAUCGCGUAAAACGCCAGUUGUACCCUGCCAAAAGGGAGACUGUAUUUCGCAGCUAUUUGUUGCUCGCCAGCAACAUCAUCAUCAUCAUUUAACGCAACAAGUUGGACAAAAUUUAAAUACAAUUAAUCUGCAACAUCAAGUGCAACAAUCGUACCAUCAAAUGAAUUUCAAUGAAUCCAUUGAAUUUGUAACAGGCAAACGACGUGUAGCUGCUACUGGUGGUGUCAUACCAAGAAAACACCAUGAUCAUCACAAUAAUGCUGCCUCUACUGGUAAUAUUAAUGUUGCCGGUCUAUCAGUAGCCCCAGGAUCAGUUGGUGUUGGUGGCAAUACGCAACAAAUGCAGAAAAAAAUGCAGGUUAUACGCAUUAACUUGUCCUUGAAUGAAGAAAUAAAACUGUCGAAGUGCGAAAAUGCUUGGCAGCCAAAAUUUUUAUCCAAUAAUUCGAAUAAUAAUUCACCUACAACAGAACAGGUUAAAGAUGAUGAUGACGAUAUUGAAGAUGUCUUGAAAAAAGUGCGGGGAAUUCUCAACAAACUGACAUCAGAAAACUUUGACGUUUUAUUAAAAGAAAUGACUAGCAUCACAAUUAAUACGCAAGAAAAAAUGCAAAAAGUAAUGCUAUUAAUAUUCGAAAAAACAGUUAGCGAGCCAAAUUUCGCUCCUACUUAUGCGAAAUUUUCAAAAGUUUUAUUCGAAGAAGUCAAAGCAGAAAGCAAAAAAGUAUUCAAUGCCCUUUUAAUAAAAAGAUUGCAGACUGAAUUUGAAUUAAAUGUAAACAACGCGGAUGCAAAGGAGCGAAAAUUGCAACAAAUUAUUGAUAAAUUAAAUGAAACAACGGAUCAGCAGGAAAAAAAUGAAUUGCAAGCAGAAUUGGAACAUCAGGAGUAUCAAUUUCGACGUCGUGCGUGGGGCACCGUGCGUUUUAUUGGUGAAAUGUAUAAAUUACAUUCUCUGACUGCUGAUCGUGUGCUGCAAUGCGUGGAGUCAUUACUAGAACAUGGCAAUGAAGAGAAAUUGGAAUACAUGUGUAAGUUAUUGACGACUGUGGGCAACCUUCUGGAGAGCAAUGAUGCAGAGUCUUUCGGUAAUAAUCUAAGAAUGAAUAAAAUUUUUGCAAAAAUACAAACUAUUGUCAAGGAGGCUAGGGAACCUGGCAACAAGAAAAUCAAAAUAUGUAGCCGCGUACGUUUCAUGAUGCAAGACUUGAUAGAUUUAAGAUCUAGAAAUUGGGGUCAAUCAACUAAUCCUCAUAGUAGCCAUAUUGCACUGCGUAGACGACAACCAGAGGAUAGAAACAGUAACUUAUCGUCCGCUUCCUUAAAUAGCUACGAUAGAGGUUCUUCGCAACGCAUGUCCUUUGGCAAUAAUAACCGACAUAACCAAACACGCACGAAAGACUCCGGUGGUAGCGGAAGUGGUGGUGGUAACUAUUUCAUACAAAAACCACCAAAAUCACAAUAUCCGGCUCAACGAGAACAGCAUAGUAUUGAUUUGAAAAAGUUGAAUUUCUCCCGGGGCGACGAGUCUUCACAAGCAACUACCAAGUUAGGAAAUAGUUCGAUAUACAUGUGGCGUACUACAGCUGGACGACAAACAUACCAAGCCAGUGAUUCACAGCAAAGCGGUCGAACUUCACCCACAUCUUUACAAUUAAAUAACAGCACGCACCAAUUGCAACAAAAACAGCAACAGCCGGCCCAAUAUUGGAGUGCUAAAAACCAAAAUUCAAAUUCAGACAUAAAAGCAAUACUGACAUCUUGCUCUAACAAGGACAAUCAGAAACUACUUAAUCACCUCAUGGAAGAAUAUUUAGAUUGUCUGCCAUCCCGGAACAACAGGUGGCGCGAAGAAGUACUCAAAACUUGGAAAAAUACUAGCAAUAAGCAGCAAAUAUGUUUAGUAUAUCACAUUUUAUUAGACUAUUUGCAUUUAGCUGCCGUAAAACGUUUAGAAAGAAAUGCCUGCGCAAACAUUUUCGUGUAUCUCAUGUCUUGUAAUGCAUUUAAUAAGACCACAUUUAAACAAGUUUACGAACCAUUUGCCCAAGAAUUUCCCGACUUGUUAAUGGAUGUGCCCAAUGGCUGCAUGUACGUGUUUGAAUUCUUGGGGCCCAUUCUACAUGAACGCUUAAUAAAUUUCAGAGAUAUCUGGCACACAAACUGGCGCAGUGAUCAGCUAUUUACCGAACGCUUUGUUAACGCUUUUGUGGUUUACUUUACCAAAGAGUUUGGCGCCAACUACAUGAGAGACUUGUGGCACAAUGAAUUUAAACUCGAUAGAGGCCAACUGUUCAUGAGUGAUCAACAACAUUGGCGGCAAUUUGUUGCGCACAACAAAUUACAAUUCCUCUACGACUGUAAGGCAAAGCCUGAAAUCACACCCAAAAAUGCCAACACUAAUAACAAUAAUAAUAGUUCAACAAUAGUGAAUCAACAUGUGCAGCGUUUAGAAGUACUUCUAAGUUCUCCCAAUGACUCGAAUUUAGCCUUAGACUAUAUCAACACUAAUGUAAAUAUAAAUAAUAAUUUUGUAAAAAACCUAACACGAUUACUUUGCUGUGAUUAUGCCACCACGACUAAGACGAUAGUGGCAGUGCCAGGCUCGUCUCGGACAAGUAGCGCUACCACAAGUAAAAACAGUAGUACCUGCAGCAACACCAGCACCAGCAGUAGUACGAAAACCACAGAUUUACCUAGUAAUAGUAACAACACAAAGAAACCCCAAUUGAAUGUCAAUGCAUUUCGUAAAACUUGUUUACCGCUACUACGACUAUGCCUCGAUGGCCACGAAGACCAUGAGCUGACUUGUCUCGACUCGGUUUUGGAUGCCAUACAGGAAGAGUACGACACAAACACCGCCAAUGAAUUAAUUUGUGGCAUUUUUGAUAUACUUUACGACUGUGAGGUAAUAGCAAAAGAAUCAUUUGAAAAGUGGUAUAAACAACGCCAGCAGCAUCAGCAAGACCACCAGAAACAUGUAGUGAAUUCAACGAAUCAAAUAAAACAGCCGCCCUUAAGUGCUCAUUUAGAGGCCUACAUGCAGAAGCUACUCUAACAAAGUAAACAUGAUGCUGAUGGCGGCGAUAUUGAUUUUAACAAAAAUCCACAAUAAACUCAAAAAAUGCAAACCAACAAAUUGUUUAUUGGCUGCAACUUAUUUUUAUUUUAAGUUUAUUCUCUUAUUUGUUUUUUAUUGUUAGGAUCCACACAACACACAACUAUUUUAUAAAACAAAAAUUAAACUCAGAAUCCUUAAGAAAAU
Molecule: messenger RNA, 5734 nt
Organism: Calliphora vicina (urban bluebottle blowfly)
Lineage: Eukaryota; Metazoa; Arthropoda; Insecta; Diptera; Calliphoridae
Gene: eIF4G2
Product: eukaryotic translation initiation factor 4G2
Exons: 8
Coding region: 584-5527 (1647 amino acids)
Cellular component (GO): eukaryotic translation initiation factor 4F complex
Molecular function (GO): protein binding; translation initiation factor activity; mRNA binding
Source: RefSeq, a predicted model, not a curated record